GAGAGCUUUCAAGUUUUAAUGUUUCGUCUCUGCCAUACCACCAGCAAAAGAACCACCACACCAACAGUUUAAUGAUAAAAUCGUCUGGAACUGCAGCCGCCACACUGACUUCGACGGCCGUGGAUAACGAAGUGAAAGCAAUCGUAAGUCCCACGCCAACAGAGGAUCUCGAGAAAUCGAAAUCGGAUAACAAAAUGCAGUUGUUGAAAUCGAACACGAACAGGGCACCUCCUGGUGCUACCUCUACAACGAKUCUCUCCAACAAAAMUAGUAACAAAAAGUCGAAAGCACCGUCCGGUGUUCCAAUUAAAUCCAAGAUAAAAKCCACRAAGAAGGARGAUAAAUUUWUCAAGUAUGUCGGGAAUCACGACGAGAUCAACGGUAAUCCCAACAAAAAUCCCAACAAAACGAGUGCCUUUGCGAGAAAAAAAUUAUAUUCUUCCUCUUCCUUAUCGUCCUCAUCCUUGCUAGCAUCGCACCCGCCUCCAAAGAAACUACCCAUAAUGUCGAGAUACUGCGGGUGCUGCGGGGACAUAUUGUCCACCAAAACCUACGGAUACGAAGGCACUUACGAUCGGCGAUUGCGCUUUCACCCCGAGGAACGGAUCCCACAAGACCGAUCAGAGAUUCAGGCAGCGGCCAGAAGAAUCCAUCAGACCUUGGCAAGCAAAGGAAAUAUCAAAGGCAGUGAUUUCUUGAAAAAGACAACAGCUGCCAACACCAAGCGCAAAAAGAAGAAAUCAUCGAAGGGAGUGACACCAGCAACAUCGUUAUCGGGGGAUCAUCAUCACCAAGAGUCUUCCGUCAAGGGACUUCCUCUCUGGCCCGAGGAAUCCUUGAGAAUGGACGAAACUAUCCUAGAGGGGUUGCUUUCUCUCAAGAGAACCCCUCUCCAGGAGGUGGAUUGYAGAUGCUGGAAGGAACCGUCUCCUCCGAACUUCAAGCGAGAUAUGGCCAUGACCCAACUAAUCUGCGAAAGUUCGAACUCCAACAACUCGGCCGUGGGCAAGUUGUCGAAAAAAUCUCUCGCCAAGGCCGGGAAGACGCUGGGCAAGAAGCACAAGGUUGGAACAAAGACCACGACGACGAACACUGCUCCAGGUGAAACCACAACGACUACAGUGAGCACCAAGGUGGUCAUUACCAAGUGCCCCAAGACGGGAAAGAAAAUAAAGAAGACCGUCCGUACCGUCAAGAAGCUCGUCAAGAAAACAAAACUCGCCGGCAACAACAACAACAACAAUAAUGCCAACAAAAAGAACAAGCUACCGGUAGGGCCCUCGGGUUUUGCUACGGCACAUGCGGCAAAGCCCGGUGUUUCUCCACCUGCUUUUUCCUCGCCUACAAGCAAUGGGAAUGCUAGCAUCAUCAACGGUAUGAAUAAAUAUGGCUACGUUACUAUGAYUGCCGGUGACAAAUCUUCUUCCAAAAAGAAAUCAUCUCCGAGUGGUGGGAAUAAGGAUAAYUCUGACGACCCAAAUGCCAAGGGAAACAAGGGAAGCAAAAAGAGAAGCCGCGACAAACAACAGACUACACAAGGAGUAUCCGAGGACGAAAUCGAUCACAGCCAUACGAACAGCUCUGACGACGAUGGAUCCGAUGGCUAUUACGGUGGAGAAAACUCCUACAACGGACCCGGUAUAUCCGCGAAGAAACGCAGGAGGAACGACGAAAAGGCCGACCAGGAGCUCCGUGAGCGAUUGAUGAAUUGCCCUCUCGAGGGCGGACUGAUCUAUCCGUCGCAAGCAGAACUCAUGGAGUUGACGACAGUUAGAAAACGGAACGCCCUUCAAACCUUUUACAAACGUUUCAAUGAACUCCGCCAGUUCAUCGCUGUUUUUGGUGAUGGUAAGUGUCACGAGGAAAUAAACAUUUUGUGUUUUACAUUGAAUUGCUUAAAAAAUCGUACUAACAUUUUUCUUUCACCAUUAUUGUAAACAGCAAAUGUGCCACAGCAAUUUCCAGAAAAUCAUUCGCUUGGGAUUUGGGUCAACAAGAUGCGCAUGGAACGGAAAAAGUGGGACACAGGCUGCGAGCGGACCAGUCUCACCGAACGGAAAAUCGAGUUGCUGGAAUCCAUCGAUUUCAUUUGGGCGCAAAACCACAAGGGCGAGAUUGGAUGGGAACGCCGCUUCCAGGAAAUCAAAAAAUUCAAGCGCAAGCAUGGGCAUUGCAACGUACCGACCAAGUCGGCCGAAAAUCGAGCUUUGGGCCGGUGGGUCAGCACCCAGCGCACCAUGCACAAGAAUUACGUCAAAGGAUUUGUCGGAAAGUCCUUGACGAAGGAAGAGCAAGAGCGAAGAAUUCUUUUGCUUCUGAAGGAAGGAUUUUUGUUCAGUAUGAUUCCCAACGGACACGAGGGGGUUGGUGGUACAGAGGCGGGCGGACGACCUGCAGAAGAAGGCGGUGGUGAUGGUGGAGGCACAUCAGCAGCGGAAGAAACCACUGCGAUGGUCCCAUCGGCAACCACAUUACCGACUGGCGGUAACCCGCUGGGAGAAAACGACAAGGAAGAAAGUGUYCAUACAGUCGCGGCACCGACGGAAGAAACCACUGCAAUGGUUCCAGUGACUGCCAAAUCGUUGGAUUCAAUGACAACUGUGACUACCAUUCCAUUUUCUAGCAAAAUCGAUGACAAAGCUGUUCCAAUGAAAAGCGAUACGAAUUCAACUCCACAGAAACAUUCAGAUGUAGCUAUUGCUAGUGCUGAUGACGAAAGAAAGGCCACAGAUACGACCGGUUCUGCAGAUGYCGAGGGCAACAACGACACUUACAAUCAGGGAAAGGAGGUGGUUGAGGAAACAAAAUCUCACGGCAACGGUUCUUUCGAGGAGAAGAAGGAAGAAGGUGRUGAUCAAAGCGAGAGUGAUGUGAAGGGACCUACUUCUCUSCCAAAAGUAACCGAAACGGCCUUAGAACCAGAAGCGCAGGCGCAGGAACAAGCACAAGCAAACGAACAUGCACAAGCAGACAAUAUUUCACAGCAAGUAUCCAAUGGAGGUCCGGCGGUAGCAUCAGCGACACAAGUUUCGGUGACAACAACACCUUCAACAACACCAUCCGUUUCUGCAUCGGCCUCGCCCAUCCGGUCCUAUCCCGAAGAAAGUAUUGUUGAACAAAAUAAUGCUGUGACCGACAGAAAUGAAAGAACCAAAAUUAACUCUUCCGAUGCUACAGAUGAUGCMGAAAAWGGCGACAAACUAAAGAAAGAAGAGGAUCAUAAACUCUUCACAAAUAAGAGCACGGUAGCUGAGAAUACCGAUACUCAGGGUGCGAACACGAAUAAAAGUGUAUCAUCGGAUGGGUUAACACCUUCUCCGCCCACUAACCCCCUUGAAUCAAAGGCGGAGGAAAAUAAUUCAAACGAAGAAGCAAUAAUUACUGAAGCACCUCGCUCCGAAUCACAGGUUUUGGAAGGAGGGUCAUGUGAUGGGAAAAUAAUAGAGACAGCAACGAAGCCAGCUCCUCCUGUAUCGAAAGCCACGAGAGAUCAAGUUCAAACUAAUAGCGAAGAUUCGAACGAGGGAGAACCUCCCAAAACACCGACAUCAUCGAAAAAUACAAAAAUUGCAGAGAAAAUAGUCUCGCCCACAUCGUUUGUAUUCUCUCCUUCAGUUUUACGAAUACAAGAAAAAGGAUUCACUACGACUGUAUCGCUCCGUUUGAAAGACAAACGAAUUUCUAGGAAUGGAACAAAACGACUCUCACAAGAUAAUGGAGGGGAGCGGAGUGACGCAAUGAACACCGAUCAAGAAGACGAAGAGCUCAAGCUAGUUACCAGUGRUGGAUUAAGAAUUAUCAUAAAAAUGGAAGACCCGGAUAUGGAAGUCAUGCAAAGAAUGCGUUCUAACUCGGUAACAGAACCGACUCAGCAAAAUGAUAUUGGGAACUGCAAUCCUUUGUCUGCACCGAGUCCUAGCCGAAGGUCGAUUCGAGCUCGAAAGCCAUCGGCCCGGCAACUGGAGGCCGAGAAAAGUCCAUUGCGUGAAACGAUUUUGGGCCGGUGAAAUUCUCGCCAAUCGAUUCCACACGCAGAGAUCAUAAAAUAACCGAUUCUUUCAAACCCAAUUUCGACCCUUCUAUUUAUUCAGGCACUACGGAUUCAUUCUCSCAAUGUGGAUUUUGAGAUGCCCUCGAUUCUAUUUUCUGGGUUUGGCGCAACACCAACGACUUUUGUGAUCAUCCUGUACGUCGUUUCGUUUCGGCAGCAGAGAUUAGUAUGCGACUUGGCUUCUUGACAGAUACAAGGCAAUAUCCAUGAGAGAAUACUACAAUUUGGCAUACCAAUACAUUGGUAAUUAUUCCCAUACUCGACAGCAGAAUCUUUAAAAAGCUCUACCCUCCCAACCGGACAUGCUAUUCAACCAGCGUACUGUAACUACAGGGGAGAUAUGYGAAGCUUGCAAAUUAAAUUUGCGAAGGAUAUUUCCGGGCCAUUACCAUCUCAUCGUACAUAAUCAAACCUCAGAAACUUUUGUCAAUACCUUGAAAAAGAAUACACCGCGRUAACAUACACUUAUGAUGAUUAAAGCUACAAUUUCAAG
Molecule: messenger RNA, 4544 nt
Organism: Pseudo-nitzschia multistriata
Lineage: Eukaryota; Bacillariophyta; Bacillariophyceae; Bacillariales; Bacillariaceae
Source: the annotation of a GenBank genome assembly